GAGAGUCUGGAGAGCCUCGUUGUUGAAUGACCCAGACAUCAAACUGUAAAAAGGCCCUGACAGAUCUGGAACAUCUCUUGGAGGCUGUGACCAACAGGAGCAAAAAAAAAACAAAACAGGUGAAGACUUUGAGGGACAAAACAUUUUAUGAAGUCUUGGAGAGAAUGGCAGACAAAGACACGAUUUAGGAGAAACACUUCAUCCUCCAGCUUCUUCUCCUGCCUGCUUCCAACUCCAACAACCAUCCGAUUAACACUUGGCCUUUUUCACGCCUUUGAAGGGAGACACGGGACAGAAAGGAGCAGGAGAACGAGGUGUUUUAAGAGACGCCGAGCUGCAGGACUCAUGGACGACAUGGAAACCUCAAACUCUUGUGAUCAAUGAUGAAAGCUUCACGCCUCUCUGUGCCUCUGAAGCCCUGCCAUAGCCCACACAUGGUGUCUUCUGAUGUCCUGGUAUCGACCUGAGGCUGAACCAUGGUCAUUCUGCAGCAGGGGGACUAUGUGUGGCUGGACCUUAAAACGGGCCGGGAGUUUGACGUCCCCGUGGGAGCCGUGGUCAAACUCUGUGACUCCGGACAGAUCCAGGUUCUGGACGAUGAAGGAACGGACCACUCCAUUUCCCCUCAGUAUGCCACCAACAUCAAGCCCAUGCACCCCACCUCCAUCCAGGGGGUGGAGGACAUGAUCCGUCUGGGCGACCUCAACGAAGCCGGCAUCCUCCGCAACCUGCUGAUCCGCUACAAUGAACGCGUCAUCUAUACGUACACGGGCUCAAUCCUGGUCGCUGUCAAUCCCUACCAGCUGCUGCCCAUCUACACUGCAGACCACAUCCGCCUCUACACCAAUAAGAAGAUAGGCGAGAUGCCGCCGCACAUAUUCGCCAUCGCGGACAACUGUUACUUCAACAUGCAGCGGAACAACAAAGACCAGUGCUGCAUCAUCAGCGGAGAGUCUGGAGCGGGGAAGACGGAGAGCACAAAGCUGAUCCUGCAGUUUCUGGCAGCCAUCAGUGGUCAGCACUCCUGGAUAGAGCAGCAGGUCCUGGAGGCCACGCCCAUCCUGGAAGCCUUUGGAAACGCCAAGACGAUCCGCAACGACAACUCCAGCCGCUUCGGGAAGUAUAUAGAUAUCCACUUCAACAGACGAGGGGCCAUCGAAGGAGCCAAAAUCGAGCAGUACCUGCUGGAAAAGUCCCGCGUGUGUCGACAGGCUCCCGAUGAGAGGAACUACCAUGUGUUUUACUGCAUGCUGAGGGGGAUGGCUCCAGAAAUGAAGUCCAAGCUGGGCCUGGGUCUCGCCACAGACUACUCCUACCUCACCAUGGGGAGAUGCACACAGUGUGACGGGCGCGACGACCUGAGCGAUUACUCCAGCAUCACCGCGGCCAUGAAGGUCCUCAUGUUCACUGAGACGGAGAACUGGGAGAUCUCCAAGCUGCUGGCGGCCAUCCUGCACAUGGGAAACCUGCGCUUCGAGGCUCGUACAUUUGAAAACCUGGACGCCUGUGUGGUUGUGAGAUCACCUGACCUGGUCACUGCUGCCUCACUCAUGGAGGUGGAGCCUAAAGACGUGAUGGUGUGUUUGACCACACGGACCCUGAUCACGCGUGGGGAAAGUGUCACUACGCCUCUCAGCGUGGAACAGGGCCUGGAUGUCAGGGAUGCUUUCGUCAAGGGCAUCUAUGGACGGCUGUUUGUCUGGAUCGUGGAUAAGAUCAAUGCUGCCAUUUACAGACCGCCGUCCUGUGAGAGCAGCAUCGUGCGCAGGUCCAUCGGGUUGCUGGACAUCUUUGGUUUUGAGAACUUCAUCCUGAACAGUUUCGAGCAGCUGUGCAUCAACUUCGCCAACGAGAACCUGCAGCAGUUCUUCGUCCGCCACGUCUUCAAACUGGAGCAGGAGGAGUACAACCUGGAGGACAUCAGCUGGCAGCACAUCGAGUUCACCGACAACCAGGACGCUCUGGACAUGAUCGCCAACAAACCCAUGAACAUCAUCUCGCUCAUCGACGAGGAGAGCAAGUUCCCUAAGGGGACUGAUGCUACGAUGCUGUACAAGCUCAACUCACAGCACAAGCUCAACUGCAACUACAUCCCCCCUAAGAACAGCUACGAGACCCAGUUUGGUAUCCAACACUUUGCUGGUGUGGUUCAUUACGAGACCAGAGGAUUCUUGGAGAAAAACCGAGACAGCCUCCACACGGACAUCAUCCAGCUCGUCCACUCGUCCAAGAACAAGUUCAUCAAGCAGAUCUUCCAGGCUGACGUUGCCAUGUUUCUGUGUGGCUAUCAGCAGCCCAGCACUCCCACUCCCAAGGGGGUCGAGACGAGGAAACGCUCGCCCACUCUCAGCAGUCAGUUCAAACGAUCUCUGGAGAUGCUGAUGAGGACGCUCAGCGUGUGUCAGCCUUUCUUCGUCCGCUGUGUCAAACCCAACGAGCUCAAAAAACCCUUGUUGUUUGACAGGGAGCUGUGUAUUCGUCAGCUGCGGUACUCCGGCAUGAUGGAGACCAUCAGGAUCAGGCGGGCCGGUUACCCCAUCAGAUACACCUUCAUGGAGUUUGUGGACCGUUACCGAGUCCUCAUGCCUGGCGUCAAACCCGCCCACAUACAGGAGGACCUACGAGGGACCUGUGAGGUGAUCGUCCAGGCCCGGCUGGGGAAACAUGAUGACUGGCAGAUCGGAAAGACCAAGAUUUUCCUGAAGGACCACCACGACAUGCAGCUGGAGGUCGAGAGGGACACCGCCAUCACAGACAAGGUCAUCCUCAUCCAAAAGGCCGUGCGUGGACUCAGAGAGAGGACCUACUUCCUCAAACUGAGGAGUGCUGUGACUUUCCUCCAGAAGGUCUGGAGGGGUUAUCGCUGCAGGAGGAAUUACAAAAUUAUGAAGUGUGGCUUCCUGCGGCUCCAGGCGGUCUACAGGGCGAGGAGGUUCUACAGAAGUUACCGGCUGACCCGCCUCAACGUGACCUUCAUUCAGGCGCGUUGUCGCGGCUUCCUCGUCCGGCAGGCGUUCUGGCGACGUCUCCGCGCCGUGUUGACCCUGCAGGCCUACACCAGAGGCAUGAUAGCCAGACGCCUCUGCCUGAGGCUGCGGGCAGAGCUGAGGCAUCGGCAGGAGGCCGAGCGCCAGCGCCUGGCCGAGGAGGAGCAGCUGCGAAACCUGAUGACGGCUCGGCGGGCCAAGGCGGAGGCCGAGAGGAAACACCAGGAGAGGCUCGUCCAACUGGCCCAGCAGCAGGAGGAGCGAGAGAGGGAGGAGAGGGAGGAGGCGAGGAGGAAGAAGGAGCUGCUGGAGCAGAUGGAGAGGGAGAAGGAGCAGCCCGUGGAUCACUCCGACAUGGUCGACCGCAUGUUCGGGUUCCUGGGGAACUCGGGGCCUUUGCCCAACCAGGACGGACAGGCACCAUCUGGUUUUGAGGACCUGGAGAACACUCCUCACGUUGAGGGAGCUGAAGAAGAGGAGCUGAACGAAGCUCUGCCGUUACCCGACGAGGAGGACGAAGAUCUGUCCGAGUACAAGUUCUCCAAGUUUGCCGCCACGUACUUCCAGGGCGUUUCCACUCACACAUACAUCAGACGGCCGCUCAAACAACCUCUGCUGUUCCACGAGGACGAAGGAGACCAGCUGGCUGCGUUAGCGGUGUGGAUCACCGUGCUGAGAUUCAUGGGUGACCUCCCGGAGCCAAAAUGUCAGAUGGUCAUCAAUGACGGCAGUGAAAAGAUUCCGGUCAUGACCAAAAUCUACGAAACCCUCGGCAAGAGGACGUACAAGAGGGAGCUGCAGGAGCUGCAGGUGGAGGGAGAGAACAGCUCCAUAGACGGCCAGAAGAGGAACAGUAUCCGACAUAAACUCGUGUCUCUCACUCUGAAGAGGAAAACAAAAAUCACAGAGGAGGUGACCAGGCGGCUCACAGAGGGGGACUAUGGCGUCCAGGGGAACAGCAUGCUGGAGGACAGGCCCACCUCCAACCUGGAGAAGCUUCACUUCAUCAUCGGCAACGGCAUCUUACGGCCCGCUCUCAGGGAUGAGAUCUACUGUCAGAUCUGCAAACAGCUCUCUCAGAAUCCGUCCAAGAGCAGCCACGCCCGCGGCUGGAUCCUUCUGUCUCUGUGCGUCGGCUGCUUUGCUCCGUCAGAGAAGUUUGUCAAGUACUUACGGACAUUUUUGAUAAACGGUCCCCCUGGUUACGCUCCAUAUUGUGAGGAAAGGUUGAGGAGGACAUUUGUCAACCGCACAAGGACCCAGCCGCCAUCUUGGUUAGAACUGCAGGCCACCAAGUCAAAGAAGCCCAUCAUGCUGCCAGUCACAUUCAUGGACGGGACCACCAAGACCCUCCUGGCAGACUCGGCUACGACGGCCAGUGAGCUCUGCAACGCUCUCGCAGACAAGAUCAACCUGAGGGAUCGCUUCGGCUUCUCCCUGUACAUCGCCCUGUUCGACAAGGUGUCAUCUCUGGGCAGCGGCAGCGACCACGUCAUGGACGCCGUCUCUCAGUGUGAGCAGUACGCUAAAGAGCAGGGCGCCCAGGAGAGGAACGCCCCCUGGAGGCUGUUCUUCAGGAAGGAGAUCUUCAACCCCUGGCACAACCCCGCUGAUGACUACGUCGCCACGAACCUCAUCUACCAGCAGAUUGUCCGAGGGGUGAAGUUUGGAGAGUACCGCUGUGAAAAGGAGGACGACCUGGCCGAGCUGGCCUCUCAGCAGUACUACGUGGAUUACGGCUCCGAGAUCCUCCAAGACCGCCUGCUCAGCCUCAUCCCGUCCUACAUCCCCGACAGAGAGAUCAGCUCGACUAAGACCGCAGAGAAGUGGGCCCAGCUCAUCAUCAACGCCCACAAAAAGGGAUUACACACUAAAAGGAGGCCGAGCACGCAGAGGGUGAAGGAGGACGUGGUGGAUUUCGCUCGCUUAAAGUGGCCUUUGCUCUUCUCGCGCUUCUACGAGGCCUUCAAGUUCUCAGGGCCCAGUCUGCCCAAGAAUGACGUGAUCGUGGCGGUGAACUGGACCGGGGUUUACUUUGUGGACGAACAGGAGCAGGUCCUCCUCGAGCUGUCGUUCCCGGAGAUCACCGCUGUGUCCAGUAGCAGAGGGGGUAAACUUCAGGGCCAGAGUUUCACCUUGGCCACAAUCAAAGCAGACGAGUACACGUUCACCUCCAACAACGCAGAGGACAUCAGAGACCUGGUGGUCACCUUCCUCGACGGCCUGAGGAAGAAGUCCAAGUAUGUGGUGGGACUGCUGGACUGUCCUAACCCCGCAGGAGCAGAGUCCACGUUCCUGAGUUUCACUAAGGGGGAUCUGAUCAUCCUGGACGAACACUCUGGAGAGCAUGUGAUGAACUCCGGCUGGGCUCACGGCAUCAACGACCGGACCAAACAGAGAGGAGACUUCCCCGCUGAGUGUGUCUACGUGCUGCCCACCAUCACCCGGCCGCAGUACGACAUCGUGGCUUUAGUGACCAUGACGCCUGAUCAGAGGCGAGAAUCCAUCGGUGUGUCGCAGAUGAACCUCUCCGACAAAGAGGACAAAGCGAAGGUUUACACCCUGGAGGAGUUCUCCUACGACUACUUCAGGCCUCCUCCAAAGAGCACUCUGAGCAGGGUGAUGAUCUCCAAGUCCAGGGGGAAGGAGCGUCUGUGGAGCUGCACGAGGGAGCCUCUGAAACAGCCGCUGCUGAAGAAAGUGUUGGCUCACGACGAGCUCUCCCAGGAGGCCUGCCUGGCCUUCAUGUCCAUGAUGAAGUACAUGGGCGACUAUCCGUCCAAACGCGUGCGCUCAGUCAACGAGCUCACAGAUCAGAUCUUUGAAGGAGCGCUGAAGGCCGAGCCGCUCAAAGACGAGAUCUUCUGUCAGAUCCUGAAGCAGCUCACUGAUAAUCAUAUCAAGUACAGUGAAGAGAAGGGCUGGGAGCUGCUGUGGCUCUGCACUGGUUUGUUUCCUCCCAGUAACACUCUGCUGCCUCACGUCCAGAGGUACCUGCAGGCUAAGAAACACUAUCCACUCGCUCCAGACUGCAUGCAGCGGCUGCAGAAAGCAUUACGAAAUGGAUCCAGAAAGUACCCUCCUCACCUGGUGGAGGUCGAAGCCAUCCAGCACAAAACCACUCAGAUCUUCCACAAAGUUUACUUCCCCGAUGACUCCGACGAGGUGUUCGAGGUGGAGUCGAGCACCAAGGCCAAAGACUUCUGUCACAACAUCUCAGGACGUCUGAUUCUCAAAUCCUCAGAGGGCUUCAGUCUCUUUGUGAAGAUCACUGACAAGGUCAUCAGCGUGCCCGAUGGAGACUUUUUCUUCGACUUUGUGAGACACCUGACUGACUGGAUCAAGAAAGCCAGACAUGUGAAAGACGGUGUGGUGCCUUCACUGACCUAUCAGGUGUUCUUCAUGAAGAAGCUGUGGACUAACACUGUACCAGGAAAAGACAACAUGGCUGACUCCAUCUUCCACUAUUAUCAAGAGCUGCCUAAGUACCUGAGGGGCUACCACAAGUGUUCGAGGGACGAGGUCCACCAGCUGGGGGCGCUAAUCUACAGGGUGAAGUUUGAGGAGGAUAAAUCUCAGUUCCACAAUAUGGCCAAGAUCCUGAAGGAGCUCGUCCCUCAGGACCAGAUCAGACAUCUCUCCGCCGACGACUGGAAGAGGGUGAGCUCACGCGGCGAACGAAGAAAAAAUAAAAUCAAGGAGUCACGGUUGAACGAGCAGGAGGGACAGCACUCA
This is a messenger RNA of Labrus mixtus (cuckoo wrasse), 6722 nucleotides long. Its product is annotated as unconventional myosin-VIIa-like. The record is from RefSeq and is a predicted model, not a curated record. The transcript is spliced from 46 exons. Gene Ontology annotation, cellular component: myosin complex; cytoskeleton. The annotation marks the transcript as partial. Gene Ontology annotation, molecular function: protein binding; cytoskeletal motor activity; ATP binding. NCBI's taxonomy places the organism in Eukaryota, Metazoa, Chordata, Actinopteri, Labriformes, Labridae.